AUGAACGACAAGAUAUUUCGGGUUAUCUGUGUGCUGUUGGCUGGAUUUCUGUGGACAUCGGCAUUAGAUCUCGAGUGUGUGUACCAGGGCUGCUACUGCGACUAUGACAGCAUCAACUGUGGGGACAUGGACCUGACAGCCAUGCCGGAGAUCACAGGAGACUCGACUGCCUUCAUGCCACAGGUGUCUCUAGACAGAAACCAAAUCUCAAGAAUAUCAGCCGGAAGUCUCAUAGCAAACAUAUCCGGUCUCUCAGUCGCCGAGAACCCGGUGAAGACAAUCGACGAAGCGGCUUUCAACGAAUCUCUGAACACUCUCCAAUCAUUGGUCUUCUCUGGGGCUGCAUUCGCCCAGAUUCCCGAUGCAGUGUUACAGCUCCGAAACUUGAUUAGUCUCAGUGUUUCUAAUACGAAUAUAACAACAUGGAACGACAGCGGUAUGGCCAAGUUGGGAUCUGGGAUUCAAAUACUAAUCCUUGACACGGUGGGGUUAACUACAUGGCCUACGUGGCUCCAGGUGUAUUCUCGUCUGUUACAGUUAACUAUAUCCGGAAGCUCUAUUUCUUCUAUCCCUGACAAUGCUUUUGACUUGAGUGCCACCAGUUUAAGAGAGUUAAGUCUGAACAAUAAUAAUUUAGUAACUGUGCCGAAGGCUCUGGCAAAUCUGACGGAGCUAAUAAAACUUUCGCUAGCGCAAAACAGAAUUGCAAACAUUACUUGGUUACCACAGUUAAGUAAACUCACCUCGUUGUCUCUAAACGACAACAGGAUAUCUGAUUCAGUCCAACUCAGCACGGCUUUGCGAUCUUAUGGCAGCACAUUGAACGAGUUUAACAUUCACGAUAACUUGCUGACAUCCAUUCCAGAUACCCCUCUUUUGACUCAGUUGACAACUUUAGACUUUACACAUAAUCACAUUUCCGACCCAAACUCUGGAUCAGUGUCUUCAGCUGUGAUCGUCCUCAAACUGGAUUAUAACCGUCUUCGGACCAUACCCAGAGUCUUGAAGACAAUUAACUCAAAAUACAUUGGGGUAGCCCUAAGUUACAACAGUAUAUUUACAAUUCAAGGCAUCGACUUUCCAAAUUCAACAACUAAUGUUGAUCUCGGAGGGAACUUUAUCCAGGAGUUGAGUGAUACAAGCUUUCCCGUUAACUCCAGCAUUAUGUAUUUGUAUCUUUACAAUAACCCUCUAACAAAAGUGUCUCCCUUGGCCUUCCGGAAUCUUCCGCAAUUAAGAGAUCUGAACUUAAGAAAUACCAGACUUACUCGUUUACCUCUGGCCAUCGCUUCCCUGACCGGGCUGUGGUCAAUUGACGUGACCGGAAGUACUUACCUAGUUUGUACCUGUGAAGAGAAGAGUUUAGAGGCAGUGAUAAGAGCCGUAUAUGAUAUCUUUGGUGAUUGUGGACCGACGAGUCUAUACACUUUCUAUAAUGAAUUUAGCCCUAUGUGUUCUUCUGACAAAUAA
This is a messenger RNA of Candidula unifasciata, 1470 nucleotides long. NCBI's taxonomy places the organism in Eukaryota, Metazoa, Mollusca, Gastropoda, Stylommatophora, Geomitridae. The record is from the annotation of a GenBank genome assembly.